UAAGUGGACAUCUAAAUUAGGGCAGUCAGUAGAACCAUUGACAUACAGUCAGAAUGUACACGUGGCGCACAGCCAAAGCUCGUCAAUGUCAGACGUCCACCACCACCACCAGAGAAGUCCACACACAGAGAGAGAGAAAGAGAGGAGAGAGAGAGAAGAAAAGCGUUACCUUGAAUUUUAUCUUUGCUUAGAUUUGAGGUUGAGUUGGAAGAAUUUCACAAACACACGAAUUCAAUUUCGCGGUGGCGGUGGGGGUGGCGGCGAUGGAUUCCCGGUGGAGGCGUUCGUUUUCGAUUGCCGUUUUGCUUUUAUUGGCUGACCUGAUUUGUUUAGUGAGCGGCAAUGUUGUUUUCGAAGUUCACCACAAGUAUGGCGGCCGUGGCAAGGGGGACGCUAUUUUGAGAGAGAUGAGAGCCCACGAUUCCCGCCGCCAUGGCAGGAUGCUUGGAGCCAUUGAUUUCCAGUUGGGCGGCGAUGGCUCUCCGACUAACACCGCGCUCUAUUACACCAAAAUUACAAUCGGAUCUCCACCAGUCGACUAUCACGUCCAGGUCGAUACAGGUAGCGAUAUUUUAUGGGUGAACUGCAAAGAUUGCGAGAGGUGUCCCACAAAAAGUGAUCUCCAUAUAACCUUAAACCAGUACGAUUUGAAGGCCUCCUCCACCGGAAAGACAGUCACUUGCGAUCAAGAUUUUUGUGAUGCUGUAUUCGCUAGUCCAAAUCCAGAUUGCAAAGUGGGAAUGGGCUGCGAGUAUGCUAUUACGUACGGAGACGGGAGCAAAACCGAGGGUUACUUCGUCAAAGAUAACUUAAUAUUUGAUCAAAUUACUGGGAACCUUCAGACCACACCCAUGAAUGGAUCCGUAGCAUUUGGGUGCUCAGCUAAACAAUCGGGAGAGUUAGGCUCAUCUUCUCAGGCUGUUGACGGCAUAAUUGGUUUCGGACAAUCAAAUACAUCCGUUCUUUCUCAGCUUUCUUUGUCCAAAAAGAUUAAAAAGGUCUUUUCACAUUGCUUGGAUGGCGGGAAGGGAGGUGGCAUAUUUGCUAUUGGAGAAGUUGUGGAGCCAAAAGUAAAUAGAACACCAUUGGUCCCAAAUCAGGUACAUUAUAAUGUUGAACUGAAGGCAGUUGAUGUGGGUGGUAAACUUCUCGACCUUCCAACAACUUUUUUCGGCUUGGGGCCCAGUCGAAGGGCUAUAAUCGAUAGUGGUACGACCUUGGCCUAUCUUCCCUCCGACAUCUAUCAACAUAUUGUGGAUCAGAUGGCGGCGCAACAACCAGAUCUGAAAAUUCAUAUGGUUGAGGGCCAGUUCAAAUGCUUUUGGUUCAGUGGGAACGUUGAUGAUGGGUUUCCAAUUAUAAAUUUUCAUUUCGAGGACUCGCUCACCUUGCCGGUUCAUCCCCAUAACUAUUUGUUUGAAGUUCGCGACGAUGAAUAUUGCAUCGGCUGGCAGGCCAGUGGAAUGCAAACAAAGGAUGGAGGGGAAUUGACUCUAUUAGGAGAUAUAGCAUUGUCAGACAAGCUUGUCCUUUACGACAUGGAAAAUCAGACAAUUGGAUGGACUCAAUAUAACUGUUCAUCGAGCAUUAAAGUAAAAGAUGAAGUGAGUGGAAAUGCUUAUGCAGUAGGCUACCACGACAUAUCAUCUGCCCCCAUUCUAUCGAGCCCUAACAUUAUUUCCUUCUUUGUGUUCUUUGCUGCUCUCCUCAAUCUGAUAGAAUGAGCUCCGUCACGAGGAUCAACAAUUUCCGCCUUUUUUCCUUUUCUUUUAUUUUCUUUUUGUAUCAUAUUUAACAGCUUGAUGAAGAGGGUUUGAUACAUGAAUCCUUGAGUUAUAUAGUGAAUUAAAAAAAAAAAAAAAACAUUUUUUGUCGAAAUUUUAGAUUUUCUUUUUUUUUGGGUCCUACAGAUGUUAUACACAUUGUAAAAAAAGUUAUAUGACAAAAGUGUUCUCUUUGUUCCAUUUUAUCAUAUUUUGCUGGAGGUUGCGGUUGAAUUGCUGCUCUGUUGCAGUUUUAUACGAUACAAAAUCGACACUUUUGUGUGAAGACUUAAUUCGAUUGUUUUAUUAUACACUUGUCUAGAUAACUAUUCGUUUAUCACAUUUAUAUGUAUGUGUGCACUAGGGGUGUAGACAAGUCGAGCAUGAUUGUUUUGGCGAGCUUGAGCUCGAGAUCGAGCAUGUGCCCAUUGUGUAUUUUUAUUUUUAUUUUAAUAAAUAUUAUUAAAUUUUUAUUAUUG
Molecule: messenger RNA, 2242 nt
Organism: Erythranthe guttata (spotted monkey flower)
Lineage: Eukaryota; Viridiplantae; Streptophyta; Magnoliopsida; Lamiales; Phrymaceae
Product: aspartic proteinase 36
Biological process (GO): proteolysis
Molecular function (GO): aspartic-type endopeptidase activity
Source: RefSeq, a predicted model, not a curated record